UCACAGUUUCACUUUUAGAUACACUGUGCUAAUAAUAACUUCGAAUGGGUGGUUACAGUAGAUACAACACAGCGUAUCUCCCGAUGACCCAGCGAUUAACGGGCUUUUCUUUGACUGGAAAGCUGGCUUUGAAUUUUAAAAGCAGGUCUGAUCUUCAAGGGACAGUUUGAAGAGAAAAAUCAGGAAACAAGAGGAAUAAUACAAGACUAGCUACGACAGAAAAGUAUAGCAUAAUUACAGUAAGUGGGAUUUAGUUUUUGUUGCAAUUUAAAGAACAAAAAAGCACCUUAAUGGUUUUCAUUAACUCCAGGCAUCUUUUUAAAUACAUAAAAACAAACAAAAAAAAACAUUGUGGUUAUCUUGUUGUUGUGAUCCUACCUCAUCACAGAGGGCCCUUUCAGAUUGUUCUAGCUAUUAUUUCUGGUGCAUUUGUAUCAGUCAGUCUUGGACUGGAAGUUUGUGUUGUGGUACAUGGUAAUGCAGCAAUGGUAACACAGCCCAGGCAUGCUAUGGUAAAGGGCAGUAUGAGGUUUGGUAGUGAUGCAAGUCAAUCACUGCUCAUCUGUAUCACACACUGUUAACUAGCGUUAUCUGUCCACUGGUGUGCAAUGGAGAACACGUACUGCUAACCACUAUAUAUGUCGACCUUUUGUAGUUUCCAGAGCUGUAAAUAGUCUAAAAAGUUACAUGUUUCUGAAUAUUAUUGAAUUCUACUCUGCUUAUGCCCUAUAAAGUAAUACCGAUGUAUGCAAAAUGAAUACAAGUAUCUUAUUAAAUCAGAAGGUUAUCUAAAGGGCUUUGACCACAUCAUAGCUGAGACUUUGUCAACUUUCUGUAUAAUAUUUCAGAAUAUCUUACCAGAAAUGUAUACUGGUUUACCAUUUAAAUUUUUUUCACAGUGACCUUAAACACAAACUUAAAACACAUACUGUAUGUUGUUUACUCGGCCAAAAUUGUGCAACAUGUAGUAUACCUAUUGCUAUGGCUUGUGUAGUUACUAAUUAAGCCUCUCGUUAGUGUUUUUAGUGCUUUGCUGUCCUUUUUGAGUGUUUCAAAAGAAUCUGGCAGACGUAGGGAUUUUCCUGUGCAACUUCAUGUAGCCAAAUCAAAAGUGUCCUUAUUCAUUACUGUGUGGAAGCCACCAAAACAUACUGCUUUUUAACCUCUAGCACUGACCUAAUAAGCCAAUUGUAUCAAUUGUCUAAAAAAUACCAGGUGAAAAUGUGUGUUAUUACUAGUGUUAUAGUGCAGUGGUUAUAAUAUUGUAACGUUUUCAGGUACACCCUUAUGGAAUCAGACAGAUGCACUAUUUUAGAAACGAUGGUGGCCACCUGUGUUUAUUUAGAAUAACAAAAGAGGGUAAAGAACACAGGGUAGGCAGAAAGAUGGGGGGAGGGAAUGGAUCAAAACACACAAACAUGGACUCUGAACUGAAACCACAGCUCUUCAGCACUCGUCACUCGGACUGCUGUCCGGCCUCCCUUCUUUAUUUUCAGUCGCUCACUCAGCCCAAAGUAGCUGUCCGUCUUUUCCCUUUCUUCCUCACUUCCGUCAGUGUGCUCCCGGGAGGAGAAUUGCAUUUGGAGGAGACUUCUCAGUGGCCUCUGCCUCCCGUCCAAUCCUGUCACCUGCCCAUCAUACAUGUCCUCCAGGGAUCUUAAAGGGGACCCCAGCUCUCUUGAGCUCGUUACAUAAAUCAUCUCAUAAGUCAUAUGACUUUGGUUUCAGGAUGAUAAAGAAGUAAUCCUUUGGGAAUCACAGCUGUAUUCUGUGACAGGAGAUCAACUUUGUGGCUAUCAUACAAGAAAAAAUAACCAUCUUCCUGCCAGCUGUCUUGUAUUAAAUAUUAAUUUUUCAGCCUUUCCCCAGUAAUAAUAAGCAUGUCAGUGGAAUUCAAUGCCACAAUAGUAAAUGCAAAUAUAAAGCAGUCGGUAAGACCUACAUGAAAAACAUAACUUUGACAAAUGAAUUCUGAUAAAUACAGUAACUUGUGUUAAAGAAUGUCCAAACCAAGUUUUAAUCAUAACUGAAUGUAGUUCUUUAGUGACGUUCUCUAUUAAACCCCAAAGUAUACAACAUUCAGUACCUCACUAAAGUCCUUGAUGGGUUUCAUCACAAUUGGACAAUCUGUGGAUACUUUCACUGUACACCAAAAGGGGGAAAAACUGGUAAUUUGUAAACCCUGAUGAAUUUGUAAAGGUGCAAAACCCACAGUACUAUAGGUCAGUGGUUCUCAAACUUUUCUUUGGACUUUUGGAAUCAAAAAUUGCAUUAGGUCAUCAGAGAUUAGUGCUAAUCAGGGUCAAUGAAACCAGCAAGACGACUACUUCUUCAUUGACAAAGAAGGUCUUCUGACUUGGUUAGUGAUCAGUAUUGACUGUUUUCUAAGCAGUAAAUUUAGGUGAUAUGGAGAACCUCUUAAUUUAAUCAUAUUACCCUUUUUGUCAUAAUGCAUGUGUGCUACUGCAGAAACAAAUCUGUGACUACUAAUUUGUAUCAUAUUGUACUGCACAGGUGGUAAACGAUUAGACUUGAUGAAUCGGAAUGUUUAUCUAAAGGCUGUAGGCUACUCUGUGGUUCUUAUAAUCUUCUGUACACAGAAGAGAAGUGAUACAGGUUAUUUAAUAGUAGGGGGCCCACAGCUACUGUCGUGCAAAACAGUAUUGUUGAAUGUUUUCUAUGCUUCUGGAACCAACGCGGUUUAAGUGAUAAAUGAAUGUUAGCUACAGUAGUGACAGUCAGUGCAAAAACAGGGCUAAAUGCCAUGUUGGUUCAUCUUACUACUUUUAAGGUUGAAAUGGUUCUCUCAAUGUCAUACUAACUAUUACAGUGCCAUAUAGUCUAUAUUGUUUGUCUGUCUAUCAUAUGUAUAAAAAAGUUCAACAGUGUUGUAAUUUAUCCUUGCAUGUGAAAUAUACAGUUGUGUGUAGAGAGAGAGAGAGAGAGAGAGAGAGAGAGAGAGAGAGAGAGAGAGAGAGAGAGAGAGAGAGAGAGAGAGAGAGAGUUAGUUAGUUCUGGGUUUAAUUGAUGUAUAAUUAUUGGUACAAUGCAAUUUGAAAUUAGAGAUCAUAACCUGCAGCAAGUAGGGCAUUUCUGACUGCAAGUCAGUUUCACAAACCACACUUUCAAAUCCGGACCAUUUUUGCAUGUACUGAACUACAGUGCUAGAAAGAGGAUUUAUAAUAUGUCGUUUAAGCUUCAUAAGGCUUAUAUUUACUGUUUUAGGUAUUUUCUUAAGUAAAUCACUGUAAAAUAACCCUUAGAGGAGUAAUUUCAGUGCCCUGCUCGUGAAUUGAAAUUAUAUAUCCAUCCCUCCAUGCAGGCUAUUGUCACACAGGUAAACUAAUUGACUAAGGAUAACAUGAUAGGGAUACACUUCUCUACAGUAUUGUUCUGUUUCAUAACAGUAAAAAUAGGCCCUCCUCUGUUUUCACCUUUCCUACAAAUACUCAGGUACGGUACGUAUGAACUUGGUUCCUAUUCAUUUUCAGGGGAAUCUGUUAAACAGAAGUAGGGCUGCAGUCGUUCCCAAGGCACAGUGCAGAUGUUAGGAUUGUCUGUGUAAUGUUACGGCUGCAGAAACCAGGACACUUGAUUUUAUUGUCAUAUCUGAGCAUUGCGUUUCACAGGCAUCUUGCCUGAGAGCCGGGGAUGUGGCUGGUGAGCUCCUGUUCUGGAACAGCUAGUCGGCAAGUAGGCUGGUGAGAUGGAGAGUGCCCUGAGUGGGAGUGUGGACACCAGGGCUUCCCUGCGCACUGUCAGCUCCAUUAACGCAGCGCAGCUCGCAACCAGACUCGAGUCCUACGAAUCCGGGGAAAAGAAAUCCAUAUCUGAUGUCAGACGGACUUUCUGCCUAUUUGUUACCUUUGACCUUCUGUUCAUUACCUUGCUAUGGAUCAUUGAACUGAACGUAGACGGAGGCAUUGAAAGACAGUUAAGCAAGGAAAUUCUUUAUUAUGAUUACCAUUCCUCCUUCUUUGACAUAUUUGUACUAGCAGUUUUUCGAUUUACUCUACUGAUACUUGCCUAUGCAUUGUGCAAGCUGAGACAUUGGUGGGCAAUAGCAAUAACAACAGCAGUUACCAGUGCCUUUUUAAUAGUUAAAGUCAUCAUCUCAAAGCUGCUUACCCAAGGUGCUUUUGGCUACCUGCUGCCUAUUGUGUCCUUCGUACUAGCAUGGAUAGAGACCUGGUUUUUGGACUUCAAAGUAUUGCCACAGGAGACUGAGGAUGAAAACAGGUUCCUGUCGGUUCCGGAUGCCUCAGAGAGGGCGGUGCUCAUUCACCCAGGCCCUCUGUCUGAUGGACAGUUCUACUCGCCUCCAGAAUCCGUAGCAGAUUCAGAUGAGGAAACGGAAGAAAAGCAGGAUCACGAGAAGCCGGUUCUUUAGCGGUGUUUCCUUGAAGAACAAUGUGUGGUGCAUCAAGACAUGAGACCAUUACUACCUUAAUCUGCUCUGUGAUCCAGUCACCAGUGGCACUGAAACUUUUCUUUACUGAACAAAAUGGAACUGACGUGGAUGUUGACUCAACAAGCAGAAGCUACAAGAGCCUUCUUUUGCCUUAGAACUGCUAAGAGCACUGCUCGUCCUGUCCAUUUUCACUGUACUAACUCUCAAUGCAAUCAGUUGGUUCAGAUAUCAUGAUCUGAAUGUUCGACAGAUCUACAGCUAACUUAAACCACGAAUUGUUAAUAAUAAUUUUUUGAGAGAUCUUGUACCUUUUUAUAGUAAAUCGCUGUGCUCGGUACAGUUUAUAAUGAAGAAGUGGUUUGCUCUUAAUUUGUUUUUCUGAAGAUUACAGCACAGUCAUGAGCACUGGGAUGAUUUCUUUUUUUAUCAUAGUGUGUAUAUUUUACUUUUAGGAACAACUUAUUUUAAUUAAUAGCAACAAAACUGAAUGCCUAUUAUACAAACACAUGUUCCGGCCUAUAUUUUAACUUUAAUUAAUUAAUGUGACGAUAACAUACACUGAAUUUCCAAUGCGCAAUUUGAAUUGAAAUGAGUAGCAGAAUAACACAACUUGCUGUUCAUUUAAAUACUGCAAAACUCUGCUUUUGCGUUCAUUUUGGAAAUUGAGCCUUCUAUAUAGUACUAUUAAUGUGGAAUUGACACUCACUUCUACUGAUUCAAAAACAACAUUUCACCAGAACUCUUAAAGAACUUCUAUGAUUUAAAAAAAAAAAAUACGCAAAUUUAAUUUUCUUUGAAAUCUGUUAUUGGAAAACAUCACAGACCUUUCUGCUUAAUAGUUUAGAAUUGUCAUAAAUAUCCGUUAGAAAUAUUAUCUUGUAAUAAAUGUAAAUUACAAUAAUGUAACGUAUUACAAUAUAUAUAUAUGAAAGGUAUGCAUGUGUAAAUAGAAGUGCAGUAUUUUUUUUUUUAUAUGAAGUGCAAUGGAAAUAUAUACAUAAGGCUUAAUAAAGGAACUCCGAUUAUCGCAUGAAUGUAUGCCCUGUACCAAUCCCAGAUCCACAGCCUAGUGAUCCCAUGUUAAUUAAUAAAAUAUCUUCCUGUCAAAAUAUUGUGGUCAAGAGUG
This is a messenger RNA of Polyodon spathula (Mississippi paddlefish), 5537 nucleotides long. Its product is annotated as STARD3 N-terminal-like protein. Lineage: Eukaryota; Metazoa; Chordata; Actinopteri; Acipenseriformes; Polyodontidae. The record is from RefSeq and is a predicted model, not a curated record. Bases 3707 to 4390 code for a protein of 227 amino acids. The transcript has 9 exons.